Brassica rapa (field mustard) is the source of this 756-nucleotide messenger RNA. Its product is annotated as high-affinity nitrate transporter 2.1-like. NCBI's taxonomy places the organism in Eukaryota, Viridiplantae, Streptophyta, Magnoliopsida, Brassicales, Brassicaceae. The record is from RefSeq and is a predicted model, not a curated record. Gene Ontology annotation, molecular function: nitrate transmembrane transporter activity.
AUGUGGUGUGCCGUUAGUAACUACAGGACUUGGAUAUUCGUUCUUCUCUAUGGAUACUCUAUGGGAGUCGAGUUGAGCACUGAUAAUGUUAUCGCCGAGUACUUCUUUGACAGGUUCCACUUGAAGCUUCACACAGCUGGGAUCAUAGCAGCAUCUUUCGGAAUGGCCAACUUCUUUGCUCGUCCAGCAGGAGGCUAUGCAUCUGACAUUGCAGCCAAGUACUUCGGGAUGAGAGGGCGGUUGUGGGCGUUGUGGAUCAUUCAGACGGCCGGUGGUCUCUUCUGUGUGUGGCUCGGCCUCGCCAACACCCUCGUCACUGCUAUUGUAGCUAUGAUCCUUUUCUCUUUAGGUGCACAAGCCGCUUGCGGGGCUACCUUUGCAAUCGUUCCCUUUGUCUCCCGGCGAUCCCUAGGCAUUAUCUCGGGUCUAACCGGGGCUGGAGGGAACUUUGGAUCAGGACUCACACAGCUCAUUUUUUUCUCUACCUCACAAUUCACAACUGAACAAGGGCUAACGUGGAUGGGAGUGAUGAUAGUUGCUUGCACGCUGCCUGUGAUGUUAAUCCACUUUCCUCAAUGGGGAAGCAUGUUCCGUCCUCCUUCCACGGAUCCCGUGAAAGGUACGGCGGAGUACUAUUAUGUUUCCGAGUGGAAUGAGGAGGAGAAGCAGAAGAACAUGCAUCAAGGCAGCGUUGCGUUUGCCAUAAACGCCAAGUCUGAGGAUGGCCGCAACGCCCCUUCAACCAUCACUGUUUGA